Molecule: messenger RNA, 372 nt
Organism: Parnassius apollo (apollo)
Lineage: Eukaryota; Metazoa; Arthropoda; Insecta; Lepidoptera; Papilionidae
Source: the annotation of a GenBank genome assembly
AUGGUAAACAAUCAACUGAACUAUCCUGUGUCUAAUAUUACUUUCACUACUUUUCAGAGUCGCUAUUUUGAAUGUGAUGACAGCAGUGAGGGUUAUAGUUCUGAUGAGAGCGAGUACACACCACGGUACACUCUCCAAGCUGAACCCCUUGUGGAACAAGAUCACGAAGACUCAGAUGAUGAAGUUUUUGUAAAUUCAGUGCCGGAUGACAAUACAUCAACCGAUUUUCUACUUGAAGGAAAGGAAAAAAUGUCAGUAUCAUCCGAUAUGUUAGAUGAUGAGGAAGCAAAUCUUGACUUUGAAGUGGCCGCCGGGACUCCAGUUCUACUCAACUAUUUGCUUACACACCCUAUCACUUGCGUUAUUCAAUAG